Molecule: messenger RNA, 1659 nt
Organism: Microbotryum saponariae
Lineage: Eukaryota; Fungi; Basidiomycota; Microbotryomycetes; Microbotryales; Microbotryaceae
Source: the annotation of a GenBank genome assembly
AUGACAGCCGCCCCCUCCCUCCUCUCACGUUUGGCUCCUCCACCUCGGGCCGGCGCCGCUAACUCUUCAACAGGGGCCCCUUCGGAACCUGCCGGGUCAGGCGCGCCUUCGCCAAUCGUACAGCGAACAAGGACGAGAGGUGCGAGAAAUCGCAAUCAAAACCAACCGCAAUCUCAGUCGCAGUCUCAGCUUUCAUCUUCACCUCCAACAGCGACCCAACACGAUUCGCCGGCACCCCGAGUUAAAGCCCCACCCAAAGCCCCGGGUACAGCACCGCGCCCCAUACCCGCGGCGACAACGAAGGCUACGACCGAUCUCGCGACUUCGAGAUGGGCUAUUACUCCACCCCCGAGUCCACCUUUGUCCAAAUCACCCCAGGCAAAGUUCAAACCCAACCCAGACGCCGUGGCGAAAUCGUGUUUCUCCUCCCCUCCUUCGACUUCACACGAUGCGAAGACGAAUGAAGGCGCUUCUUCGGAAGCGAUCAAUGCGAUCGAUGGAAUGCUGGCCAAGUUGAGAGGUUUGGAUGUCUCACCUCCCUCGACCCAACCGGUGACGGCCCUUCCACGAAAGACUUCGACGGCGCCCCCUUCGUCUGUACCGCCAAAGACGACCAACACCGCACCGACGAGACAACCUGCUUUGGGCGGUCGAUCGAUGUGGGCCGUUGAUUCGGACGAUGAUGAACAUGCUCAGAUCCCCGAGACGUACAAAGCUGUGGUCUUCGAGACGAACAAGUCGACGCAGCUUGAACCCGCUGUGAAGAUUUCGACGACGCCGAAACCCACACCAAUUCUCCCGACGCCGGUGGUUUCGAUCCCUUCUUCCACACCUUCGACACCGACGGCUAAGAGUUCACUGCCGAUCGUGAAACUUCCCUCCAGUCCGCCCGUCCAAGUCCAAAAACCUCCUUCAAGGUCUAGUACACCACCACCACCAGCUUCGAACCCGUCUACUUCUCCACCCGCUACUCCAUCUUCGCAUAUCAAUUGGGCAGACGACGAUGAUCAGGAUGGGGAUUUACCCGAGUUGGAAGAUGAUUGGUUGGUUUCGGCGACCACAACCACGAACACGACGACGUUGACCUCGAACGUGGAAAUUGACGAUUUGCAGACACGUGCUUCGGGGCUGUCGAUUUCACCUACCAGUGCGGGAAGUGCGAGUUCCCCACCAUCGUUGGAAAGUCGAUUUGUGAGGAGAGGGGCCGGAGGGGCGCCGAAUAUCGGUGGAAGUGCGACGGGAAGAGGUGGUGCUGGAUCGAGAAGUGGUGCUGCACCAGCACGAAGGACCAGAGGUAUCGAUCCGACUCUUCUCAAAGCCGGUUCGACGUCGCCUCAACCUGCUUCAGGCCGGACAGGAAAAGGACCACCAACCCCACUCCUACCACCAUCCUCUAAAUCUUCCGAUCAUCCAGGUUCAAGGCAGGCUAUUCCACCCAGUCCGAGGAAACUUCGGUCCGAUCGAGAUCCACCUCCUCAUGCAAAACCGACUCGAGGGGCACCACCACCAUCUUCAAUAGAACCUCCAAGACCCCUCCCUAGAACUCGAGUGGCUAUGAACCCCUCGGCGAAUCUAUUUGGGAGGUUGACGGGGAUCAAGAAAGAGGGGGCUGCUUCUGGGACGGUGGCUGGGGGAACGGGUGGGGCAGGGGUUCGGUAG